Molecule: messenger RNA, 2707 nt
Organism: Archocentrus centrarchus (flier cichlid)
Lineage: Eukaryota; Metazoa; Chordata; Actinopteri; Cichliformes; Cichlidae
Gene: dpagt1
Product: dolichyl-phosphate (UDP-N-acetylglucosamine) N-acetylglucosaminephosphotransferase 1 (GlcNAc-1-P transferase)
Exons: 9
Coding region: 498-1718 (406 amino acids)
Biological process (GO): dolichol-linked oligosaccharide biosynthetic process
Cellular component (GO): membrane
Molecular function (GO): UDP-N-acetylglucosamine-dolichyl-phosphate N-acetylglucosaminephosphotransferase activity
Source: RefSeq, a predicted model, not a curated record
AGCUCUUUAAAACGAAUCAAACUUUCAGAAGUUCUGUAAAUGUUGCAAAGGUAGAAACUUAUAUACAGCAACGAUUUCAUAUUUAUGGCAACUUGUUUUUCUAUCGUUAAUAAUGGGUUCAAUAAACAAACGUUAGGGUUGAGCGACAUUUUAUUCUGUAAGGUUUUACCGGAUGUUUCACCUUGUUGUCGCCUGUAUGACUUAGCGGUUAAACUAAUGUCAGACGUGGAAUUAGCCAGGCUAUACAGAGCUAAUAACGUAACAAACUGUAAUGACAGAUGGUAUGGAUUAUUACUAUGACUCGUGGACUUACAGACGUAUGGAUUUUUCUUUGAUCGCGGGAUCACAGAGACGCAUUUUGUUCUGAAAUGAUGGCAUGACAUGUUUGUUUGAACCUCGGUGAUCACAGUCUCAGCGCGUUCAUCGACCGCCUGCAGAGAAGCAGCGUAGGUUUAGCUACAAACUGUCAGAAACUAAUUCGCCAAAAGCCUGAAAUAAUGUCACCCGUACCCGUCCUUCCGCUGGUGAUCAACUGCUUCAUGUCAGUGCUCGGUUGCUUGGCCACACUGAAACUCAUUCCCGCUUUCAAAGAUCAUUUUAUUUCAGCCAGAUUGUACGGAGUGGACCUAAACAAAACAUCCAAAAAAGAAGUUCCGGAAUCUCAAGGAGUCAUCAGUGGGACUGUCUUCCUCAUCAUCCUUUUCUGCUUCAUCCCAGUGCCUUUCCUCAGCUGCUUUGUAGGAGAUCAGUGCAUGGGCUUCCCACACGAUGAGUUUGUACAGCUCAUCGGUGCACUUCUGGCCAUCUGCUGCAUGAUCUUCUUGGGCUUUGCUGAUGAUGUGUUGAACCUGCGGUGGAGACACAAGCUCCUGCUUCCCACCAUGGCUUCUCUGCCGCUUCUCAUGGUCUAUUUUACCAACUUUGGCAACACUGUUAUUGUGGUGCCCAAACCCUUCAGAGCACUGCUUGGGCUGCACUUGGACCUGGGUAUCCUGUAUUAUGUCUACAUGGGAAUGCUUGCAGUGUUCUGCACAAAUGCCAUCAACAUCUUAGCAGGCAUCAAUGGGAUCGAGUCAGGUCAAGCCCUGUUUAUCUCUGGCUCCAUCAUCAUAUUCAACCUGCUGGAGCUCAGUGGAGAUUACCGCGAUGAUCACGUUUUCUCCCUCUACUUCAUGAUACCAUUCUUCUUCACUACAUUAGCGCUUUUGUACCACAACUGGUACCCCUCAUCUGUGUUUGUGGGAGACACUUUCUGCUACUUUGCUGGGAUGACCUUUGCUGUAGUUGGCAUCCUGGGACACUUCAGCAAAACAAUGCUGCUGUUCUUCAUUCCUCAAGUGGUGAACUUUAUCUACUCCUUGCCUCAGCUUUUUCACAUAAUCCCCUGUCCAAGGCACCGGCUCCCGAGACUGAAUCCAGACACUGGGAAGCUGGGGAUGAGCUACUCUAAAUUCAAAACAAAGGACCUCUCUAAGUUAGGACAACUCAUUUUGAAGGUGGCAGAGUUAUUGAAGCUGCUCGAGGUGUGCAGGGGCCAGGGGGGAGAUGAUGAUUUUAUUGAGUGCAACAACAUGACCUUAAUAAACCUGGUACUGAAAGUGCUUGGACCCACCCACGAGAGAACUCUCACAGUCAUCAUGCUUAUCAUACAGGUGAUGGGCAGUGCAGUGGCUUUUGGGAUCCGUUAUCAUCUUGUGCGUCUCUUUUAUGACGUCUAGUUUACCAGGACGGAGUGCUGACUGAGGAAAAUAUGACACUGUUGUGGAACUGUUUUACAGGCUCACUGUUCAUUUGCCUUUUAAUGGAUUCCAAUACCUCGCUGACAUUUUUUUUAGAUUCAGACUCUUUCUGCAGUAAAGACCCAGAGCAAAAGUUAAAGCUUUAUUUAACGGGAGCAGAACGUUUUCAGAUACGUAAGCAGAAUGGCUAAUGGUUUGAUACCAGCAGUAGCACUCUUCUGGGAUUCAGUCAUUACAGGCAGGAAAAUGUAACUGGGUCUUAAUCACCCCACGUGUCCACCCUGAAAGUAUAUUUUUUUACUUGUUUUUUGAAAACAAAGCCUGUUACGUGUGGUUGACUUUUGGUCUUCGGUGUACCAAACAUUACUGGAUGAGUUGCUCAUGAAUUGCUGCCAUUUAUAACGGACCUCUGAACGUAGAAAUCCUCUAAAAAAAAAAAAAAGGUAAAAUAUUCACAGAUUCACACACUGCUCGAAUCUGCUGUUAAGGGAAAAUGUGCCCACGUACACUUUACUUAGCAUGACUUCUAACUCAUGCGAUAUGGGUGGGAGUAUUAAGCUCAUUUAAUACUUUUUGGUUGUUUCUUUUCCCUCUGAACAAAAGUGACAACAACAGAAUGGUUGUAAAGAAGAGCAGUGAAAUAUCAAGGGACUAUAGUUAUCAAUAAACUGUCCGGAGAGGGUUAACCAGAGGUAAUGAAGUCACAUGACAAUGUCUUGAUUAUUGUAAAAGAACGAAAGGUGUCCUGGUUAAUGAAAAUUAAUUGUUUUUUUGCCUUUCUUUCAUCCGAUACAUGGAUGUAUUCUUCAUGACCGAUAUGUAUCACCCCCGCAGUUUCACCAAACAUCAAUGUGAAGAAAAACUGGCACUGGACUUUUUUUAUUUAGGAGUGUAACUACAACUGCGAACUGUUUACCAUUGAGAUUGAAGGCAUAAACUAUCAAAUAAAUACUGGAAAAAUGAAGCUA